Galleria mellonella (greater wax moth) is the source of this 1616-nucleotide messenger RNA. RefSeq names its product gastrula zinc finger protein XlCGF26.1-like. Gene Ontology annotation, molecular function: zinc ion binding; chromatin insulator sequence binding. Gene Ontology annotation, biological process: regulation of transcription by RNA polymerase II. The record is from RefSeq and is a predicted model, not a curated record. The transcript has 2 exons. Gene Ontology annotation, cellular component: nucleus; chromosome. Lineage: Eukaryota; Metazoa; Arthropoda; Insecta; Lepidoptera; Pyralidae. The coding region runs from base 139 to 1551 and encodes 470 amino acids.
UCUGUGGUUUAUAAAAAAAAAAAAAAUCUUAUAUUUUUCUAAUGUUUUUUGUUGUUUACGAGAUUGUACUUAAAAAUAUAAUAAACUGGUUUAUCUGUUAGUCAGUUCAGGCAGCUAACUAACGCCAAUAUAGUAAAAAUGGCUUUAAAAAGACUUACAAUGUUAAGAGCAUUUAAGUUUUUAACAGGUGAAAAUCAACACAUCUGUAGGUUAUGUUUAGAUACAACUGAACACCAAGAAAUGUCCUUUGAAGACACAGUGAGAUUUGAGAAAACUUACUGCACUGAAACGCUAACAUUUGGAGAAAUGUUUGAAGAUUUAGGUGUUUUAAGAGAAUUAGCAUUGCCACAAGUACUUUGUAGCAGUUGUGCAAAAACUGUUAUCAAUUCAUAUUUGUUUAAAAAACUUUGUGAAUACUCUAAUAACAUGUGGAGUGAAGUAAUAGAAAGACUUGAUGAGAGUUUAAACCAAGCAGAAACCUGUAGACCAAAUAUAAAGACAACAUAUCUCCUUGUGAAUGAAUAUGACAAUGUUAUUCUUACUAGCAGAAAUAAUCAUUUAACAAAAACUAAAAAAAUAGUAUUGGCAAAAAUUAAAAAUACAUUAAAAAGUAGAAAGUCUUAUGUCAAAGUUAAACAGAAGUUUAAUAAUGAAACAAUAUGUGAAGAAUGUGGAGAUAAAUUCACUUCAAACUGUCUUCUCUUAAAACAUAACAUGAAAGUACAUCAUAAAAAUAACAAUUUCUGUCUGCAAUGUUCAAAAGUUUUUGCAACACCAUUGCAAGUAGAGAAGCAUGCUGAAAGAGUCCACUAUCCAAAGAAAAUAAAAUGUUCAAAGUGCUCUAAAAUGUUCAGCACAGAAAGGAUGUUAAAACAUCAUGACAAAUUACAUCACAUAGCUGCCAUUUGUAAAUUAUGUUUUGUGCAGUUUCCCUCUAAAAAGGAUUUAAGAGCUCACAUAUACAAACAUGAUGUCAAUAAAUGCCCAAAGUGCAGUAAGACUUUUUUAAAUAGAUACACAUUUAAAUUCCAUUUAAAAAUAUGUGGCAACCCUGAAGAGAAACAGCCCAAUUUUUUCUGUGAUAUCUGUAAAAAGGGUUAUGUCCGUAAGAGUGGGUUGAAAUCUCAUUUAAAGACUGAUCAUGGGUUUGGACAUGCACUAUCAUGCAACUGGUGUGGAAAGAAAUUUGAUGCUGUAAGUCGUUUGAAAAGUCACAUUGUAAAACAUACAAAAGAGCGAAACUUCCAUUGUGAGCAAUGUGGUGGAAAAUUUGUUACACAGGCCGCUUUGGUAUAUCAUACAAGGUUACAUACUGGGGAAAGGCCAUUUCCUUGUAAUUUAUGCAAUGAAAGCUUUUUAUCUGCUUCUAGAAGAAUGGAUCAUAAGCGCAGAGUGCAUUUUGGACCAACUAUGGAGUGUUUAAUUUGUCAUGCAAAGUUUGCGACUGGAAGUCAACUAAAAAAACAUGUUCAAAAACAUUCUAAUCCACUCAGCAAACUUUAUGUUUCAGAUGUUAAAAAUUUAAAAAAAGAAAACUGGGAAGUGUUCUGAGGAAUCUGCAAUUCGAUAUUUACUUGAUUUAAAUUGCAUAUGAAAUAUAAUUCAUAUAAAACCAU